AUGGACUCACCGCGACUUCCUGCUGCAGCAGCAGCAGCAAAUGCAGCAGCAGCAAAUCGUGAAGCUGCUGCUGCUGCUGCUGAAGAUUCUUUAUUAGGGGGCCCCUCUUCAAAGGCAGCAGCAACAAUGAAAGAAGACAGACGGGGGGCCCCUGAUACUAGCAGCGGUCUACCUGCUGCAGCAGCAGCAGCAGAUGCAGCAGAUGCAGCAGAAGCUGCAACAACAGAUGCAGAAGCAGAAGCAGAAGCAGCAACAGAUGCAGCAGCAGCAGCUGCUGCUGCAUCAACAGAUGCAGCAACAGCAACACAUGCAGCUGCAGGCAUGAAUGAGCCUGUUGCUUCGCCUCCCCCUGCGUCAUCUGGCCAUCGUCAGCACCGUCCCUCAUUGAAGCACAACAGCAGCAGCAACAGCAGCAGCAGCAGCAGCAGCAACAGCAGCAGCAGCAGCAGCAGCAGCACUCAUCCUCAUAGAUCUGUUACCUUUAAGGAUAAAGUAUUAAUAGCCGAGGUGCCUAUAGAGAAGAAAACGCAUGCAGCAAUUCCCUUAACAGAUCCAUUAACAACCCCACCUAUAACAACACAAUUAAUGCAGCAGCAGCAGCAGCAGCAGCAACAGCAGCAGCAACAGAAGAAGAAGAAGCAGCAACAGCAGCAGCAGCAGCAACAGCUGCAGAGGACCUCGUCAGGAGAUAUGAGGGGAUUCUGCUGUUGUGGAGGGGAGCAGCAAACUGCUGCUUCCUCUUGGGGCCCCCAAAGUCCUGUAGGACCCCAUAGGGGUACGGGGCCCCAUUGGCAGCAGCAGCAGCAGCAGCAGCAGCAGCAGCAGCAGCAGGAGUUGUUGCUACGGCAGCAGGUAGAGGAGCUUGAGGGCCCCCCUCCUCUAUGCGCUCCCCUUGUUGCUAGGGGCCCCUGGGCCCCACAAACAAGAGCUAUACGAGGUGUAUCUGCAGGGGGGCCCCCCUUCCUUGAUUGGCUUAUGGGGCUACUAACUUGCUUCCUAAACCCUAAACCCUAA
Messenger RNA from Eimeria maxima, 1014 nucleotides. RefSeq lists its product as hypothetical. The transcript is spliced from 3 exons. The coding region runs from base 1 to 1014 and encodes 337 amino acids. The record is from RefSeq and is a predicted model, not a curated record. Lineage: Eukaryota; Apicomplexa; Conoidasida; Eucoccidiorida; Eimeriidae.